GUGUUCAUGCGCUGGGGGGAUAUUUACCUCUUCAGACUGUGUUGAAUGUAACAGAUUUGCACAGGCUGGUCCAAAAUCAGAAAUUAAGAGUCAGGUUUGCCCUAGCACAAGGCCCUAAACUAUUUAGCACAUUGACUUUCACCAGAGGCCCGAUGCCUCCUCCUGCGUGACGCCUCCUCCUCUCGGCUUGUAUAAAAGCGGAUCUGCUCCCGGAGCUCAGCGGGGUUUGAUCGCGCCUCCGGCCGGGCCACAGAGCGCCUUCACUGCCUCCACCUCCUCAUCACUUCUCCUUUACACCACCCAGACAUGGCACCCUUCGAGAAGUCCAUGGAAAUGAUGCCCUUCAAGCAAAGGAAGUGCUUAGCAACAAGAAAAGAUGAAGUCUGCACAAUUCGCUCCAAGUUCCCCAACAAAUUACCCGUCAUCGUCGAGCGUUGCAUUCGGGAGAGGCGGCUUCCCCUAUUGGACAAAACAAAAUUCUUGGUCCCUCAUGAGCUCACAAUUGGUCAGUUUCUGUGUCUGCUCAGGAGUAAGAUAGCACUGGAAGCGUCCCAGGCUCUCUACCUGCUGAUCUCAGGAAAAAACAUGUGCUCCAUGACAGCCAGCAUGGCGGAAGUAUACUCUCAGCACAGAGACCCAGACGGCUUCCUCUACAUGACCUAUGCAUCCCAGGAUAUGUUUGGCUGAGAAGAUCUUCCAUUUCUCCCUUCAUAGGGACAGCUGAAGUCUUCAUGACCUCCAUCACUGACUGACCAAGCUCUCCUACAUUCACUUUUUACCACCACCGCUGCUGCUGCAGACCAUCACUGUGCCUCAGACAACAGACCACUUCCCCAAUCCUGAACAUGUGGCCAAAAAAUCUCUUUUGACCUCUUUUUUUUUUUUUAAUUCAUGUGAGGUUCAUGGUGAGAUAUAAAAACCAAUGAUAUGUACCCUAUGAGAAGUUCACAUCAACUUAUAAAGGGAGAAAAUCAUGUCACGACACUUAUCUUGGAGACACAGCUGUUUGGUCCUGACGAUUAGAGAGCCACCCUGGAACAAUGUCCUGAGGUGCUGUAAGCUUCAGAUAGCACAGUCACAGGAAGUGAGAGAGGAAGACGGGUGAAAACUGCAUGACAUUUCUCUUCUCUGUUGUCUUGUUGUGUGUAUUCACUUUUCUCCUGGAAACACUAAUGGAACUGAAACACCUGAGACAUUCUGGGCACAAAUACUAGGAGAAAAAUGUUUACAAAUGUUUACUUUACCUAUGUACCUCAACUGUAAUUGGGAAUGCUACAAAUAAAUAAUUUUUGCCCUCUUUACUAAAAGUC
Pangasianodon hypophthalmus (striped catfish) is the source of this 1310-nucleotide messenger RNA. It is a transcript of the gene map1lc3cl, whose product is annotated as microtubule-associated protein 1 light chain 3 gamma, like. Gene Ontology annotation, cellular component: autophagosome membrane; cytosol; autophagosome. The transcript has 4 exons. Lineage: Eukaryota; Metazoa; Chordata; Actinopteri; Siluriformes; Pangasiidae. The record is from RefSeq and is a predicted model, not a curated record. Bases 307 to 687 code for a protein of 126 amino acids. Gene Ontology annotation, molecular function: ubiquitin protein ligase binding. Gene Ontology annotation, biological process: macroautophagy; autophagy of mitochondrion; cellular response to nitrogen starvation.